UUUCAAGGAGAAGCUAUGCAGAAAAAUAACUCAUCCUACCCAGCAAUGUUUACCCUUUCUGGAUUAAAUGACUCAAGCACAAAUAAAUAUAUCUGUUUUUCUUUCAGUCUCUUAGGUUAUCUAUUUGUCAUUUGUGUUAAUUUAACUCUAAUUGUAAUAAUAGCUCUUGAAAAGACACUCCAUGAGCCCAUGUAUUUCUUCCUCUGUAAUCUGAGUGUUAAUGCACUGUAUGGAACUGGUGGUUUUUAUCCUAAACUACUGUUUGAUUUUCUUUCUGAUAUGCAUGUCAUCUCGUAUUCUGGGUGCCUACUUCAAAGAUUUGUCAUCUACAGUUUUGGUGCGUGUGAAAUAACACAUUUAACAGUGAUGGCAUAUGAUAGGUAUGUGGCAAUAUGCAGACCCCUGGAGUACCAUGCUAUCAUGACUCCUUUAAUGACUGGUAAAUUAAUAUUGUUUUCUUGGAUUUUUCCAUUCUGUUCUGCAUGUAUUGGUACUCUAUUGACUUUCAGGUUGCCCUUAUGUGGCUCUCACAUUGAAAAACUAUUUUGUGAUAACUGGUCAAUUGUGAAAUUAUCUUGUGUAGGGACUAUUGUUAACAAUGUAUAUGGAUAUGUUAUAAUAUGUAUAUUCUUUGUACAUUUCCUUUUUAUUUUAUUUUCCUACAUGAAAAUACUAAGAACGUGCCGGACUUCUACUAUCGCAAUGAAUAAAUGUAUGCAGACCUGUUUGCCACAUUUGUUGACGGUAAUCAACUACAGUGUUGCUGUGCUUUUUGAUAUAAUGUACAGUAGAUACGGUUCAAGUGAUAUGCCACAGGCUUUACGCAAUCUCCUGUCAGUGGAAUUUCUAAUCGUCCCUCCUAUUUUCAAUCCUGUCAUUUAUGGUUUAAACCUUCAAAAGAUCCGGAACAAAAUCACAAGAAUGUGCAGCAGAAACAAAGUAAUUCACACUUAAUAGAUUCCAGAUGUAGUUGCUAGAAAUCAAAACUUCAAAUUGGAUAUUGCUUUCUAUAAUUAAUAAUAGAGCAAAAUGUGCUUAUGCAUAGAGGAUUAUUCCAUUUGUAAUUGACUCAAGAAAGUAACAGAAUCAGGUGAGUUAAAUGGACCCGAUGCACUGACUCAACCUCAUUGUAAACCUCUUCCUAAACCCUUCUUGGUUUUGUUAAUAUGAGCUGAUAUGUUUAUUUAUUAAGGGUCACUAAUUGUUAUGGGUAGCUUCACAUU
Polyodon spathula (Mississippi paddlefish) is the source of this 1223-nucleotide messenger RNA. Its product is annotated as olfactory receptor 2K2-like. The coding region runs from base 16 to 954 and encodes 312 amino acids. The transcript has a single exon. The record is from RefSeq and is a predicted model, not a curated record. Gene Ontology annotation, molecular function: olfactory receptor activity; G protein-coupled receptor activity. Gene Ontology annotation, cellular component: membrane. Gene Ontology annotation, biological process: G protein-coupled receptor signaling pathway. NCBI's taxonomy places the organism in Eukaryota, Metazoa, Chordata, Actinopteri, Acipenseriformes, Polyodontidae.